Molecule: messenger RNA, 8944 nt
Organism: Trichoplusia ni (cabbage looper)
Lineage: Eukaryota; Metazoa; Arthropoda; Insecta; Lepidoptera; Noctuidae
Gene: tefu
Product: serine-protein kinase ATM
Exons: 36
Coding region: 422-8869 (2815 amino acids)
Biological process (GO): DNA repair
Molecular function (GO): protein serine/threonine kinase activity; protein binding
Source: RefSeq, a predicted model, not a curated record
UAUUGUAUUUAUGUCGCAAGUUAUAAAACUACGAUACUUUUGUUAUUAAAUAAAUUUAAUUCGUCUGGGGGUUUAAAAUCGUUAUAAAACCACAUUCCUUUUAGUUGUUUCAGUGUUAAUGUUUAGGCUUAAAAUAUGGUAUCCAAAUACGGCAAUAAACUUCACACCUUGCAAUUUAAGCAAUAUAUUGUUUAUGGGUAGACACUGGUCAAUGACAAUGGAACAGCAAAAGUAAAAAAAAACUAACGGGGUUACCCUGAAAAUGUAGGCCUAGCUAGACAGACAGAUAAUCAGAUAUCACCCAUACGUAACGGGAAGUAAUCGAUGUACUUCAUUUUAUUGAGACGAUAAACAAAAUACAAACAAUAUAUAUCAAGGAUAUUUGCAAUCAAAAGUUCCACCAUCGAACCCUCUUGAAAUCAUGGAACUGGAAUCGUCAAUUAAAGAUGCUGGUAAUGGCCUUAAAGCGGUGCGAGUUACAGAUCGUAAAAAGAAUGCAGAGAUCAUAAAGCAAUUUUUAACGAACAGCAACGCAGUGCCGGCUCUGUUAUCUGAAAAUACUCUUAAAAAACGGGGAUAUACAUGGAACAACCUCUUUGACGAUAUCAAUGAUUAUAUUUUAAAGGAAACUGAAAAAUUUGAACAGUCUAAAACUUUUGAGAACACUGUUAGACCACUAUGUACCAGCCUCUUACAUCAUUGUGUGGCGGGCUCUAAUAAAGGCAAAGCAUAUAUAAAGUGUGAUAAAAUAACUGAGACAAGUUUAUACAUACUGAAAGACAAUCGUCUUUCUAAAGCAAUUGGUGACAGUUACUUGAAUUUACUCCUCAAACAUGUCUUGCCAUACAAGCAUUACUUGGGUCAUAUAACACCAAGCACUUGGAAAGACCUACUGGAUGUCAGUAUUUCUACAUGUUUCUCUACUGUUUACAAAAUAGAUGCUUAUACUAAGCUGAGACUAAUUCUGCUUAUUAUGAAAAGUGGAAAGGAGAACUGCCAGUUUGUCAGACCUCUCAUAGAGUCUCUAUCAUCAUUAGAAACUUAUUUUGGCCUUGUCGCCAGCGACAAAAAAGUACAGGAUAUUGUUAUUGAAAUAAUUAUUUUGUUAUUGGAAACGCUUUCUUCCGAGUGUCGCCUAACUAUGUGUCGUUUUAUUGAGAGUUUCAUGCCGUCUUUAUUAAAAUUCUAUGAUCAAAACAAAGAUCAGAAGAAAAAGACAUCACAUUUCAAAUUGUUAAAUCUUGCGGUAGCACUGCACCACCCUCUAGGAAGGCACCAAAACGAAGAGGGAAGCCUUGCAAACAACUGGGAUGUCUGGAAUAAGUACUUGAACAGCAUGACAGAAAUCAUUUGCUUAGAAGUCAAUUAUUUGCAGAAAAAUAGAAAGCAAAAUGAUAAAUCAUUCCAACAAUGCUCAUAUUUUCACAGCCUUGCUGCUUCUGUCUUCCACCAGAUUUUUAAGAUGUCAGAGAGAAGCGAAAACGACACAGAAACUCCAUCAAAGAGAAUUAAACUGAGUGUGAACAAAAACAAAACGUUCAGCGAUCUUGUAAAUGAACUGCAGCAAAAUCAUGUGCCUUGGUUAGGAAUUGUAAAUGUGUAUACUAAAUUAUACAGUACCCACAUCACUUCAAGAGAAUAUCUAUUAUUAUUGAACUGUCUUCAGUUAUUGCUUGCAAAUAGCAGCACUAAUUUAGACUGGGACAUGUUCAAAGAGUUAGUUUGUUUUGUACUUGAGAGUUCAAACGCUCAUAUGAGUGAUGAUGAUGAUUAUAAAAACACUUUACUAUCACUAUGGAAUAGCUGCGUGAGAUCUUGCACAUCUACAAAUUCGUCGCACCAAGCCAUACAUACCAUUAUGCAAGGUGUAUUAACUUGCAACAUAUUGGAGUACCCCACGCAUCUCAUUAAACAGUACGUCGAAAAGGAAAUGCCUGUGACAACCCAUAGUGUUACAACUUUGAUUAACAUUUUUCAAAAGUUCUACAGCAAAUGUAGUUGCAGUGAUUUCAGAGUUAAAUGUUUAGCUUGGCUCACAGCUGGCGAUAGUUCAUCAUUCUGUGUAUCUAGAGUACCUGAAUUGUUAUUGAGAAUAAUUUCUAAUGAAAAUAUAACAUUGAACUUGACAUGUAACAAAAAUUUCGAACAAGUACGCUUACAUGACAUUUUAUUCAAUUCGCUGGAAAAGUGUAUUUUGUUUAGCGAAUUCGAAAUUGACGGCCCGACAAUACCUCCGGUGUUAGAAAACGCAUUUGAAGGCGUUGAAACUGAUACAGAUUUAGAACAGCAAAUACAUGAAUACUUGAAAAUUAUGCUAACAGAUAACAUUUCGAAGCGAUUACAAACUCAUACUGAAUUAUCAAUGGCUAUAAAAUUGAUGAAUGUUGUUGUGACGUACUUUGAUUUAUUAAUUAAGCUGAAUGUGAAAACACACGAUGAGAUCGAAACCUUGGACAUUUAUACUUUAUUAGUAACUGCUCUAACUCGUAUGUACUCGUCAUUUAAUACGUUGUUAGAGAACAACAUUCAGAUUCAGUACAAAGUAGAUUUUCUUCAGCUCGUCAACCAGCUUCUAGCUUCGGAAUUUCAUCCCAUAUUAACAGGAUUAGUACGAUCGACAAUCGAUGCAGACACAUUCCACAGUAUUAAUAACAUAUUGAAUACUGAAGUACAAGUUGAUGACGAUGAUAUCAUAAAUAUUGGAGACGAAGAUGAAAUGAAUAUUGAAACUUUAAAAAAGCAUUGUCUUCUAGUACUUGCUGCGUAUUGCAGAAAACACGCAGAAUAUCGCGAAGAUAUAUCAAAACUUAUAUUAGAUGAGUAUGAAUACAAUUUUACAUCUGAUACGGAAUGCGCUUUUCAGUGUAUUGAAAUGCUUAUAGACUCUACAGUUCAAGAUCCUCCUUUAGGUUUAAUUUUCACGCUGAUGCAACGCAUGUGUCAAAAACUGUAUAGAGAUUCGAAGGCGACAUAUGGGAUACUUAAAAUACUGCUUAAAAUCAUGGAUCCAUUAUGUUCUGAUGACAGCUCUAUGAAGGACAACUGUUUUAUUAUGAUCAAAAGUUAUUUGCAACUCUGUGAAGAUACGUAUUACCCACCGAGAGUUGCUUCUUUGAUUUAUGAAUGUGCAGCCAAAGUUAUUGUAAUGAGUCGUAAACAUGAUUGUGAAGUAGCCUUUAUUGAACAUAUUUUGAAGACUAUAAAAUGUAAUGUACAUAGCAUACGUCUCUUUUGUUGUUAUUUAGUGAAACUGAUUAAUCAUUUCCCUGAGGACAAGAUAAAUGCAUUUGCAAUUGACUUACUGGACAUAUUUUUAACUGAUUUACCUACUGUAGAAGAGUCCAUACUCAAGGAUGAAGCGGCUAACAGGACUUUUACUGUUCUUCAUUGUUUUGUUGCGCUGGCGCAGACAAAAAAACUGCCAACACUGACAAUAAUACUUCAAGUAAUUCAUAUCCAAAAAGUAAAGUCAUUGGAUAAACAAAUUGUUCUGAAGGUAUUAAAUCGGAUCACGCAAGCCUUCGGCAUCCAAAAUCUGGCAAAUUAUUUAAAUAACAAUAUUUUGGCUGUUGUUUACUUUUGGUUUUCGAAACAAAAUGCAUUUGGAGACUUGCCGAUUAGCCUAUUUGGAUUUGAAGAUACAGAAAUGUUUAUAGAAAAACAUAUGAAGUGGUUGAUAGCUGGAGAAAGUUUAUGGAGCCAUGAUGGAGCCAUCAUUAAAAGUGAUAUCUUAAAACGAGUGGUGAAGAAACAUAACAAGUCCACACAAUAUAUACUUGAGAUUUGCUUUUCCAAUAUAAUGGCUUUAUGUAUGCCUUAUAUCGUCAGUGCGAAAUACGAGAUAUCCUACUGUGAACCACAUAAACGAGAUGCAUUUAAAAAGUCGAUGCAAAGUGCAAAUAGAAUGUUCCAAACGACCGGCGAAAUGCUAGAAAACGAACAAUGGAGUAAUUUUUUUGUAGAGAAUAUUGGAGAAUUGCUUUUAUAUUUAGCGUCUCAUUUAAGAGACCCCGAAGAUGCAGAGAAAUUGUUUGACCUUAAAUUGCCAAGACAGAAUCAUGAAUACUUUUAUCCUAAGAAAAUAUUUUGUGCCAUACUGAAUUAUUUUGAAGAUCUUACAGACGGAAGUGUUUUACAAUAUUUAUGUAAAAACCAAACUAUAACAGUGUUUAAAAUAUUAUUUGAACUAUGGAAAGCCGUCACUCAAAAAAACCUAUUGGAAUUGAAGGUGUUAGCUCUACACGCAUAUGUAGUAUUUAUAAAAAGUAUACCGUUAAACCAGCCUUCUGACGCAUUUAUAUGUAACUUCGCCUGUAACGGUUUCACGCAAGUUGUAAAAGAUUGUGACAAUAAGAAUCAAAUGAGGUGUUAUAUCAAAGGCUUGAAGAUUGUGCUUGAUUACUUGCUGCCACAGAAAGCAGCGUUAAUGCGAAAGGCUCUGUUAGAAUUGCUUCCAAUUUUGCUCAAACAAAUAGAACUUGGCUUUGAACAGGAAUGUUCAGAAUUUGUAAAUUAUUUAACAAGUUACAUGGAUGAGCAUAUGCGUGAGAGUGAAGAUGUCGUUGACUUUCUGGGGUCUAUGUCCUCAGGCAGGGCUGAUGACGUGCGUUGUCCUAACUUGACUGUAUUUAAAGAGAAGCUAAAGACACAUAAGAUCAGCUUAAAACGUCCAAGUUAUGAGACGUUGCUGAAUAUCCACCAAUUUUUGUCGUGUAAUGUCUCCCACGUGCAACAGUUACAUCGCGACUUGGAUUCUCGAAACUUUUCAGAAGAAUGUGAGGCGACGAUAAUACAUCAGUUUGUUCAGUCACUGUGUAACGUUCUUAAAUCAACGUGUGAUGAUAAGACUAUCAUAGAAGCUUGCAACUGUUUAUCCAUCAUAAGCUCAUAUAAUAUGAAGACAUUGGUGACGGUGCCACCUGCUUACACAGAGCGGACAAAAACAGUUAAUCCGACGCGAUUCUUUUUGCAAGUUGUUGGCAAAUCUCUUCUAGAAGUGUUAUUUGAUCAAGAUGCGACAAUUACUGACGAAGUCUCAGUUACCUUAAAAAACUUGUUGAAGUCGCUUGAUAUUGAUGAAAUUCCAGAUUUGGAGACACUUGACAAAGAAAUAAUAAAACCUUUUUCGUCACGCUCUUCGGCGUCAGCGGUUGACACUGUAACAGACAGUAUGAGGUUUGAAGAGUAUUGUACAUCGUAUCCUGAAGGCAUAUUCUUGAACGCCUUGGUCGCUAAAAGCAGUACAGAUUGGUUAAAAGAAGUCACUUGUACUCUUCUACAAUUUAUACAUUCACCUACAAAUUACGUUAAUAAUUUACGGCAAGUCUGCUCAUUAAAGUCAAGUGUGUGCCGGAAAAUAUUGCCAUCCCUCGUAGGAGUACUAUUACAAGGACUAUCUGAAAGGCACGUAACGGCGCUUGGGGACCAAAUAAAAAGGUUCUUCAAUGAUGUUUGGGACCAGACCUUUGAUGAAAUAUUAGAAAACAGUGGAGAAAGUAACGUUAAUUCCAAAACAGCUGACAGAAUGACACAUAACUACAUGAAGAUCAUUCAAUAUAUGCUAGAUAUAGUCGACUUUGUUCGUAUACAGAGAAACUACUACCAGACUCGACGAGGCAGCGCGGUACAGACAUUAAAUUACUUGCAUCUUGAGUACGACAAGGUUGCAUGGGCGGCUGCGAUUAUAGAUCAGAACUGGGCCGCUAUCUACUAUGGCGAACUUUGGGCUAUAUUCCAAAACAAUGGCGUGUCGCCAUCAGCACCAGAAAUCACUUCGAACCUCGCUGGAGGAACUAACUUACAACGGAUUUUUAGAAAGUGUUACGUGUCUAUUGGAGAAACUGAUGCCAUAGAAGGUUGCGGAACCGCCCACCUGACGAUAGAAAACGAGAAACGCAAGCAUUUGAUAAACACGGGCCAGUUCACCGACGCGCUGUUGCUACACGACAUAGCGUUGUCGUGCGGCGGCCAGACUGACCCCGCCCUGCACUACGGGGUGGUCAGGUCUCUACACAAGUCGGGCAUGCAUCAUCUUGCUCUGCGGUAUAUUAAGUCUCUGCCGGAAAAUGACCAGCUUAACGAUGUUAAAUAUGAUUGCUUGGCGUUCUUGGGUGACUGGAGCGAUUUCGUUGACACAAGAAAACUAGAAGAAAAAUAUAAACAAAAGAACUGCAACCACAAUUCUAUAGUGAAAGCGUUCCAAUAUGCAUGCCUUAAAAGUUGUUUAAACGUGCAAACAACUCCUGAAUGCGAAAAUAAACUGAUCCUGCCAUUGAAUAAAGCGAAGCUGGCUGUUUCUAAAUUGUGCCACAACCUUAACAUGAAGAACUGCCAAAACAUUUAUAAAGUUUUAGAAAAACUGCAUAUCUUGAAUGACGUCGAACACUAUUUUUCAGUGAGAACUAACCGCUUACAUUUGACCGACUUGCUUCGGAAGUGGGAUGUGGAAAACUUACCGCAGUUCAGAGAUUUUAAGCACAUUGAGACAUUCUCAUCCCAGCGUGUUCUGUUACUCGAGCACGCUGCCAAAUCUCACAGUAAUUUUUUGACAGAAAUAGUUUCGUUGCAGACACAAUAUUCUCAACUAGCACUUAACAAUCGAAGGGUUCAGAUGGCCCAGCGCCUUUUAGCGGUGGCGAAGAAGUCCAAGUUGUCAGAGGACAUAACGCUAGUGGAGAGUGAGAUAGCGUGGGCUAAAGGACACAGCGAAAUAGCCUUGUCCCUACUUCGCAAUAUAAUCGACAAACAUACACUAGACUCCAAGCUUGCUGCUGUUUCUUUGCGACGAUACGGCCUCUGGAUGGCAGAAUCGAAACGUGAUAAUCCUCGAGAAAUAAUGCACAAAUACUUGAAGAAAAGUCUUGACGUUCUCAAAGACGAGCAUAUAGAUGUAAGACUUAAAGUUUAUCACGACAUUGCGAAGUUCGCCGACGCAGAGUAUAAGCAGGUGGUGACGUACAUGAAUUCAUCAAUAUAUGAAAACAGAGUGAAGUGUUUAGAAAAUAUGAAAGGCACAGCGACAUCUUUAGGUACCAAAUCUACAAAAGCAUUAACAAAGGAGGAAAGCAGGGCCUUGUCUACGAAUAGAAAGUUCAAAGAAUUAGAUGAAGCUGAAAUUGUCAAUACUCAAGUAGAAAAGGACAAUUACUUGAACUUGGCUAUGCGAUACUAUUUGCUGUCUUUGAAACAGUGCGACGAUAACAACUUGUCGGUAUUCAGAGUUAUAUCGUUGUGGCUGGAUAACCAGAACUAUGAAUUUCGUCCCGAAGGCAACGAGACUUUCGAGGCACUUCUAAAUUCGAUACCCUCCUGGAAAUUUGUGACAGUACUACCACAACUUGCGCCGCGGCUGACCAAUGAAAAUACGGCGUUUAUGAAUAAUCUGAAGAAUUUGAUAAAACGGUGCGCAAUCGACCAUCCACAUCAUACUCUACCUAUUCUGUUCGGCUUGAAGAACUCUGACAAAGACAACGUGAUAAUGAACGCGAGCAGCAGUAUCGGCGGCAGCAGGCGCGCGCGCGACCACGAGCCGCGGGUCGCGGCCGCGCUCGCGCUCGUCACGGAACUGCGCGCGCGCGGCGGACACAUCGCAACCGUCAUCACGCAAAUGGAGAAACUGUGUGACGCCAUUAUAAGCUUCGCCAAUUAUAUGCCUCAAUCAAGGCAAAAGAAACAGAAGAUACCAGAUGCAGAAAAUAUACACAAGCUGCGAAAUUUGAAUGACAUCCCUGUUCCAACGCUUACCUUGGCUCUAAGGAAAGAUUGCAAAUACACGUACAUACAUACUUUACAAUCAUUUGAUAAAUUCUACGAAUUAGUUGGCGGUGUCAAUUGUCCAAAAAAGAUAAACUGCACUGAUUCUUCAGGAAAAGUCCACAUCCUUUUAAUAAAGGGUGGAGACGAUUUAAAACAAGAUGCUGUGAUGCAACAAGUGUUCAACAUUGUUAAUACACUGUUGGAAAAAGACCCGGUGACACAUAAGAACAAACUUUUAAUUAGAACAUACAAGGUCGUGCCCAUGUCUCGUCUGUCCGGCGUAUUGGAAUGGUGUGAGGGUACGAUACCGAUGGGGCUCUACCUUGCCGCUCCUGAUAACGCCGGCGCCCACGCCCGGUAUCGUCCACAGGACAUUUCUUGCGACGCUGCACGGAAAAAAAUGAUUGAUUGUAGUAAUCAAAGUCACGAAGUCAAGUUGGCGGUUUACAAUAAAAUAUUGAAAGAAUUUAAACCAGUCUUUCAAUAUUUUUUUAUUGAACAUUAUCUUGAUCCAGUUACCUGGUACGAGAGAAGAUUAGCAUACACGAAGAGUGUUGCUACAUCUUCAAUGGUGGGUUACAUCCUCGGUUUGGGCGACAGACACAUGUACAACAUUUUAAUUGACAAGAAAACCGCUGAAGUUAUCCAUAUAGAUUUAGGUAUUGCAUUUGAACAAGGAAAAACAUUGCGAACUCCCGAAACAGUGCCAUUCCGAUUAACACGAGACAUUAUUGCUGGUUUCGGUUCCAGUGGCACCGAAGGAACUUUUAAACGAUGUUGCGAAAAAACAAUGCAACUUCUUCGCGAUAACCAGGAGACAUUAUUAACAAUAUUAGAAGUUUUACUGUGUGACCCUCUUUACUCAUGGUCGGUUAAAACUGCGCAGCAAAAUGCUCCAAAUGCGAGCCUCGAUACUACUGCUGAAUGCGCGUCGAGUUCCCCCGUGGGCCUGGCGGCGCGCGCGCUGCUGGUGGUCCGCAGCAAGCUGUGCGGCACGGACUCGGGCGGCGCGGCCGGCGUGGCCGUGCCCGGACAGGUCGCGAGGCUGCUGCACAUCGCCGCGGACCCCUUCAACCUCUGCCGCCUCUUCCACGGCUGGCAGCCAUACUUGUGAUCUAUGUGCCUUAUUAAAUAUAUCUUAUACUUACUGUGAUCUAUAUGUUACAAACAAAUAAAUGAUUAUUUUUUA